This is a messenger RNA of Polychytrium aggregatum, 1806 nucleotides long. RefSeq names its product WD40-repeat-containing domain protein. NCBI's taxonomy places the organism in Eukaryota, Fungi, Chytridiomycota, Chytridiomycetes, Polychytriales. Gene Ontology annotation, cellular component: cytoplasm; nucleus. The record is from RefSeq and is a predicted model, not a curated record. The transcript is spliced from 4 exons. Gene Ontology annotation, molecular function: ubiquitin binding. The annotation marks the transcript as partial. Gene Ontology annotation, biological process: proteasome-mediated ubiquitin-dependent protein catabolic process; ubiquitin recycling.
AUGGGCCAGCCCGACUCCCAUGCAAUCCCCACAUGGACCCACAGCCCCGCGCCUCUCGGCCAGCAUGCUGCGCUGGGCCAGCGGUAUACACCGGCCGUGAAAGUGAGCGGCGGCAGCCCGUCCGAAGAUGUCAAAUCGCCCUCGAGCGACUCGAACUGGCCCCACUCGCCAACACUACCGAGCCCCACGCUCUCCCCCACGACCAUCCGAACUCUGCCCGAGGACUUCCAGCCUCCUGUCUCAAGCCACUCGCUCGCCGCCUCCAGCCAGCCCCUGAGUGGCAAGCUUCCCCAGCCGGCAAGCGCCUCGCUCUUGGACAUUCCCUAUGUCGUUUCUCUCUAUGACACGCUUCCGCACGAACUCCAGUCAUAUCUCCUUUUCCAGUUGCUGAAGCGCUCGCAGAUGCCGGUCCUCCGUUUUGUCUCGACAGUGAUCCAGCCCACCUUCAAGCGUGACUUUUUUGGCCUCCUUCCUGCCGAAAUCAGCUAUCAGAUCAUGGGCUAUCUAGACCUGAGGACCAUGGGCCGAUGCUGCCGCGUCUCGAAGCGAUGGAAGGCCGUCCUCGAUGGCCCCGGUGCCGAGCGCGCGGUGUGGAAGCGCCGCCUGAUGGACGAGCUGUGGUACAACGAGGAGGAAAUCCAGUCUGAGCGACUGAACCGGCGCCACCACACCAUUCGUCAAAACUGGCUACACGGCCGCUACAAGCAAAUCUCCUUCCCGGCACACGAAACAAGCGUGGUGACUUGCCUGCAGUUCGAUACCGACAAGAUUGUGUCGGGCUCUGACGACCAGACGAUGCACAUAUACGAUACCAAGACCGGAAAUAUGGUUCGCCGACUCUCUGGCCAUGACGGCGGUGUCUGGGCGCUGCAGUAUUGGAAGCACGUUCUGGUUUCCGGCUCAACCGAUCGCAGCGUCCGGGUCUGGGACAUGGACUCGGGGCAAUGCACCCACAUAUUCGAGGGCCAUACAAGCACCGUGCGCUGUCUCACGAUCCUCACACCCUCUCCUGUCAACGGCGAUGAGAGCAACAUCCAGCCCGCCGUACCCCUGAUUGUGACGGGCUCCAGAGACGCGACUCUGCGGGUGUGGCGAUUGCCAGACCCCAAGGUCGACCCGCCGCAUCUGCCCGAGGCACAUGCCAACGGAGCCGCCGCUGCCACCACGAACCCAUACUUUAUGCAUGUGCUCACCGGCCACAGUGGCUCGGUCCGCGCCAUCGCCGGCUACGGAAACAUUCUCGUCAGCGGGAGCUACGACUCGUCUGUUCGCGUCUGGGACGUCGUCCAGGGUCGGCAGAUCUGGCACUUUACCGGCCACCGCGAAAAGGUGUAUAGUGUCGGCUAUUCCCACGAGCUACAACGAGCCGUGAGUGGCAGCAUGGACGCCUCCGUGCGAGUUUGGUGCACCAAAACGGGCGCGGCUCUGUUUUCCCUUGAGCGACACGCCUCGCUCGUCGGUCUGCUCGAGCUCUCUCCAUCCUACGUGGUCUCGGCCGCGGCAGACUCGACCCUCCGGAUCUGGUCCCCGCUCACAGGCGAAUGCCUAGCGACCUUGACGGGCCACAGCGCCGCUAUAACGUGUUUCCACCACGAUCCCAAGCUCAACCGCAUCGUCUCGGGCUCGGAUGGCGGCGUCAAGGUGUGGGAGCUGUCGUCGGCGGGCCCCAUCGUCCACGGCCGAUUCAUUCGAGAUCUGAUCAGCGACGUUGCCGGCGUAUGGAGGGUCCGCAUGGACGAGCGCAGGUUGGUGUGUGCCGUCCAGAAGGACCAGCAGCGCACCUGGUUUGAGGUCCUGGACUUUGAC